This is a messenger RNA of Anoplophora glabripennis (Asian longhorned beetle), 720 nucleotides long. RefSeq names its product peptidyl-prolyl cis-trans isomerase-like 3. Gene Ontology annotation, cellular component: catalytic step 2 spliceosome. Bases 182 to 667 code for a protein of 161 amino acids. The record is from RefSeq and is a predicted model, not a curated record. The transcript has 4 exons. Gene Ontology annotation, biological process: protein folding; protein peptidyl-prolyl isomerization. Lineage: Eukaryota; Metazoa; Arthropoda; Insecta; Coleoptera; Cerambycidae. Gene Ontology annotation, molecular function: peptidyl-prolyl cis-trans isomerase activity.
GUUAAAAAAUUAAGUAAAACUAAAUUUAAAUAAUUUUUUCUUCAUUCAUAUAUUUAUUAUUGUACUCACUUAAUGUUGUUUUUAGAGAAAUAUAAUUGCUUAGUAUGAGUUAUGAGCAGUGCAGUAGGAGUUACUAAUUUUUUAACUUUUCGCCUGGUAAAUUAUUUUUAAUUUGACUCAAAUGUCAGUUACGUUGCAUACCGAUCUGGGAAUUAUAAAAAUUGAACUGUUCUGUGAAUCCUGUCCGAAAGCUUGUGAAAAUUUUCUUGCACUUUGUGCUAGUGACUACUUCAAUGGUUGUCUCUUUCACAGGAAUAUCAAAGGAUUCAUUGUGCAAACUGGUGAUCCAACGGGAACGGGAAAAGGUGGCAAUUCAACAUGGGGAAAAAAAUUUGAAGAUGAAUUUAAAGAACAGUUGAAACACACCACUAGGGGCAUGAUUUCAAUGGCAAAUAACGGACCAAAUUCUAAUGGUAGUCAAUUUUUUAUUACUUAUGGUCCUCAGCCACAUUUAGAUUUAAAGUAUACUUUAUUUGGCAGAGUAAUUGAUGGAUUGGAAACGCUCGAUGAACUGGAAAAAGUAUCAGUUAACCCAAAAAAUUAUAGGCCGACAAAUGAUAUAAGGAUAAAUAGUGUUACUAUCCAUGCAAAUCCAAUAGCUGGUUGAAGUCAUAUUUUAUAUGUGAUAAUGUAUUAAAAAAAAUAAAUAGGUACUAGAUA